AUGCACCCAGAACAGGUCCGGGAGCUCCUGGCUCAGGAAAUCGCGGAGGGAUGGAUCGUAGAAAGGCCUUCGGUUCAAUACCUGCAUGAUCACUUUCCGGCGGUUGCCAUUGGCAAACUGGGACUGGUACUGGCUGAGGGUAGGUCCCCUCGACUCACAGUCGACAGCUCGAUUAGUGGUGUUACGGCUGCCUGUCAGAUUCCAAACCACAUGCUGCUACCACGUAUUUCGGAUGUUGAGGAUUGCGCCCCUUCCUGCCUGGGACGCCAUCCGUGGAUCACCGUAUCUCUGGAUGUGCGAAAGGCACACCGCAUGGUCAUGGUGGAGCACUGUGACCAGGCUCUGCUGGCGUUCACUUUCGAAGGACGAGUCUUCACGUCCAGCACUCUUAAUUUCGGAGCCAGAGCAUCAGCUUUUUGGUGGGCCAGAGUUGGGGGGGCCUUACUUCGCUUGUCACACGCGGCGAUUUGGCUUUCGCAUCUUCUUUGGGGCUACGUCGACGACUUCUUGGGAGGUUUCCGUGGCGAUGUGGCUCCAAUCUCUGCCUCCAUUUGGAUUCUCUUGCUCCUUGCCCUGGGAGUGCCGCUUUCUUGGUCGAAAUGUGUCUGGUCGCCGGAGUGCAUUUGGAUCGGAUGGUCAAUCAAACUUGAAAGCUGGAUCUGUGAGCUGCCGCCUGCGAAAAUUUCCAAGAUUCUUGACCAAAUUACGGAUUUGCUCGCCGCGGGUGACAAGGUCAAGUUCAAAACCUUGGAAUCACUCAUUGGACGCCUAUUGUGGGUCACAGGUUUGUGGACCGUGCUCAGGCCUUUGCUGUCUCCGUUGUAUGCGGCCCUGCAGCGCUUGCCCGUUUCCUCGGUUGGCGUCACCCCUAACCUAUGGGCUGCGAUCAAGCGCAACAUUGCGGAGGAUUGCGUGCUGACUCGUUCUGUUGGGCACCCGUCCUUCCACAAAGGCGCUUGCGUUACCCGCGCUGCGAAUACUUUCGUCUCAUCCAAGCAGGAUCUUGAUACGGUUCAGUUCAGGAAGCGCCGAUUGUGGGUGGAAGUGAAGGAUCCCGGACACCCGCUGCGAGUCCUCGGGGAUGCUGGCAGGUCAAGCUUAAUUGCAUGGCGUGCCAUUUUCCAGGGCACCCCUUUCAUGAAGGCGCUUCGCAGUCCGAUCCCGCUGAAGGUCAUUGCUGAGGCUGAUGCCUUUGCCGAGGCGGAGGUGUCUGGUUUAGGAGGCUACGCUAUGUGGCCCAGCGGUCGCACAGUCUGGUUCUCUAUCAGAAAAGACAGUCAGGAGUGGGCUGCUCUCACUUCGUUGUUUCCUCCGCCCCUCCAGGCGCAUAUUUCGGCGAUGGAACUGUUGGCUCAAUUACUGUUGCUUUGGUGCAUUGUUGCCACUUUGCCAUCCCAUCGCGGGCUCUGUCGGGCCUGCCUUCGGUCGGAGGCUUGUGCGUCCAAAAGGCUGUCCUCGGUGCUGUCCAUGAGCGAGAUUGUGAAAAAGUUCCUUGCAUUUCAGGCGUGGGCUGGAGUCCAGGCGGAGGUCGAGCAUGUGCCGAGGUAUCGCAAUGAACUUGCAGAUGCAUUGAGCAGGCUUACGACUGCCGAUGUUGCACCUCUGCCGCUGGGUGAUCGUGUGCACCCACCACUGCAAUGGCUUCUCGAGCAGCGGCUCGCGCUGGAGUCGUCUCCUUAUUCGGGGCCGGUUCUACGGGAGGCUGAUCUUGGAGCGGUGGGGGCCUGUCCCCCGCCUUGCCUCCAAUGCGAUCUCCUUCGUGCGGAGGUGCUGAUGCUACGUGCUGAAGUUGCGAGCUUGCGCAAUUCCAGCUUGGCGGCCCUCUGGGAUGCGAUCUAUGCACUGCAGGGCCAGCUCAACGAACUUCGCCCACGUGGGGAGGAUGAUCAUUUUUCCUUUGUGUUCACGGCGGUCGAGGAGAACACAGCGGCUCGCUUGCUGCGCUCGCCCCUGGCGAAUGUUAGAUGCCUCCGCUAUCAUGAGCAGAGGCUUGAUGCACUUGUGAACCUCAAUGCUGACAUGAGCGCCGACUUCGGCCCCGCUUCAUUUGGCCUUGUCACCCAGCUUUUGUCACUGGCGGCGAAUGCCAUAGCGCUUUGCCAAGGCGCACGCCUGGGCUCUCUGAAGCUUUACAACAAACGCUUCAUGAGGAUCUGCUUCACCAAAUACGAGGCCGCCGCCAGCCUACGAGGACCCACUACGAUGGAAGCUCAGGCCGCCGAUCGCCGCUGUUGGGAAAUCAUCGCCGACUUAGUCAAUGUGCACCAUUGGAAGCUGGAUGAUGCGCUUCACGAGGUGGCUGAGGUGCGAUCGGAUUUGCACAGCUUACUCGCGCCGAGGCCCUUCAUCCCCAAGCCCAAGUUCGACCCGGACAACAGCUGGAAAUCCCGCUUCACGGGCAACGGCAGCAAGGGCAAGGACAACAAGCAAGCCACUCCCCCCGGCAAGUGGCUUUCCACGAUCUUCAUGGACGGUAAGCGUCAGACACUUUGCAUGAGGUACCAGAGCGGGCAGUGCAAGGACCCGGCUACCUGCCGCUACUUGCACAGAUGUGCAGUGCCCAAGAGUGACGGCACAGCUUGCGGGGGCAACCGCCCGGCUUCUCAGCAUGUGGCCACCCCGCUUUGGGAAACCCACUUCAGCGAACAGCGGGACGUCGCUGAGGAGGUCACGGCUGUCCCGCUUAGUGUGCCGGCGCAACCUUCAGGCUCUGCAGGGGCCACCUCGACACUGCCCAAGGCAAGUGCCCCGGUGUCCUGUGCAGCUUCAGCACUCAGUGAAGGGUUUCUGGACUUCGCUACCUGCUUGGAGCUUCUAGCGCAGUACUUUUCCACUCCCUUCACCUCCUCUUCUCAGUGCUCCGACACCGCCGUUGCAGCUUCUGAGGCAUAUUUCAAUUUGGGAGCUUUCGCUUUUGACAAUGGUACAAGGUCGGGCAUAUUCCAGCGCACAGAACAAUUUUCCGAUGUUCUCCGAUUCUUGAACGCUUUUAUGCAGCUUCAGUUUCCGGAAGCCUCCUGGAGUUCCCUCUGUGUCAGCCAUAAUGUUCGCACCCGCUUGCAUACAGACGCUGGCAAUGCUGCAGGGACCCUCAACCAUACAGUUUCACUCGGCAACUUCAGCGGAGGUGAGGUCUGGCUUUGCCCCGCUUUGGACCCGGAGGCGCCGCAGGUCCCGACACCUAUGGACGCUUCGUCUGAGGCCCAGAGCGCAACAAGCGCCGGCCAAGGUGAGUUGCGGGACACCUGGCACGCGCCGCUUUCCUUCAGCUGUGAAUCGCUUCACUGUACGAUGCCCAUUCAAGGAGACAGGUGGGUCCUGACCGCUUAUACUUGUAAGAACUUGAACCACUUUGAUGCGAAGUCACUUGCACACUUGCGGUCAUUGGGCUUCCCACUCCCCUCUGCAACCCCCGCCAAUCCUCAGCCGGUAAUGCCCCCGCUCAAGGACACAACAUGCGUUGAGCUUUUCCUGGACAUAUGCUGUGGGGCGGCUCACCCACUUACCACGGCGAUGUCAUCUUGUGGCAUCACUUGUUUGCCCAUUGAUCUGCUUGGCGAGGAGCAACUGGACAUCCUGCACGACGACACGUACGACCACCUCCUUCGGCUGUGUUUUUCAGGAAUUGUCCGCUUGGCUCACGGAUCCCCGCCGUACAAGGAGACUCCCGCCUGA
Messenger RNA from Symbiodinium sp. CCMP2592, 3675 nucleotides. The record is from the annotation of a GenBank genome assembly. NCBI's taxonomy places the organism in Eukaryota, Dinophyceae, Suessiales, Symbiodiniaceae.